Messenger RNA from Aspergillus niger, 2034 nucleotides. RefSeq lists its product as uncharacterized. NCBI's taxonomy places the organism in Eukaryota, Fungi, Ascomycota, Eurotiomycetes, Eurotiales, Aspergillaceae. The coding region runs from base 1 to 2034 and encodes 677 amino acids. The transcript has 4 exons. Gene Ontology annotation, molecular function: FAD binding. The record is from RefSeq and is a predicted model, not a curated record.
AUGCCGGUCUUUACAGAAUAUGCAUCCAAAUCGCGGGACCUCCGCGUCCUUCCUUCCUUUUCUCUCCCGGUACCUCGUCUUACUCCGCCAUUCGAACCCACCGUAAACGAUGGGGUCGAGCGGUAUGAGGUUGUCAUCGUCGGGGCUGGGCCCUCGGGGCUGAUGCUGGAACUCUUGCUGGCCAGAUACGGAUUGAGUGACGAGUCUCUGCUUUGUAUUGAUUCGAAGCCAAGCACCUUGAAAUCUGGACAGGCUGAUGGCGUCCAACCUCGGACGUUGGAGGUGUUCAAGACAUUGGGAAUUUCGGACGAAAUUGAGAAUGAGGCAUGCCAAAUGUGGCAGUUUGCCUUCUGGAAUACCUCAUCGGACCCAUCCAAGAUUAUUGAGCGAAAGUCCGUGGUCUUUGAAGUGAUACCUCCAGCUCGGUUCCGCUACGAGGCUACUAUACAUCAGGGACGUAUUGAACGGAUCAUGGAGACUGACCUCCUACGGUAUUCCAAAAGAGGGGUGCAAAGGGACACCAAGUUAGUCCAUGUUCAGCUGAACGAAGAUGACAAGGAGUUUCCCGUCCUGGCGGAGAUUGAGACCCGCGGAGUAAGAAGAUUGAUCCGCACAAAGCACCUUGUCGGAGCAGACGGAGCACAUUCUAUGGUGCGUCAGUGUAUGGGGUUAAGGUUAGAGGGUCAAUCGCUUGACCAUAUCUGGGGCGUUAUAGACUUGGUAGUGGACACUAAUUUUCCUGACAUUCGUCGGCGAUGUGCCAUUCAUUCUCCGGCUGGCUCAGUCAUGGUCAUUCCACGAGAACGGAUCGUGACGGGGGAGUAUCUUACCCGACUUUAUGUACAGGUGCCUGGAAUGGCAAACCCCGAUAGCGAUAUAGCGGUGGGCGCUACCCCAGUAUCAGAAUUCGAUGAUGCCAGGGCACGCAGACAGAAGGUGACCAAGGAGGGUAUCUUGAAGCAAGCAUCGGACGCAUUCAAGCCAUAUUACCUGAGGCCGAAGAGUGACGAAUCUAUCGACUGGUGGGCAGCGUAUCAAAUUGGACAGCGGGUUUCGCCAGAGUUCACCGUCAAGGACUCUGCUGGAGUCCCUAGAGUAUUCAUUGUGGGAGACGCUUGCCAUACCCAUAGCCCCAAGGCCGGUCAAGGCAUGAAUGUGUCCAUGAUGGACUCCUAUAACCUCGCUUGGAAGCUGGCCUACCACAUCCAUGGACUCAGCCCAGCGUCUGCCGAGCCAGGACAGCCACACCCCCUUCUCGACACUUAUCAUCUGGAACGGCAUGCCAACGCGCAGCAGCUGAUUGAUUUUGAUCGCAAGUUCUCUACCAUCUUCUCGGGUCAACUGGACACGGAGGAGUCAGGGAUGUCGCACGCGGAAUUCGUGGCCACAUUCAACACCGGCAACGGCUUUACCAGCGGCUGCGGCGUGGAAUAUGGAGAGAGUAUGAUCGUUGACAGAACGGCAUCGGACGGACAGGAUAGCCCCAUCCGGGGCACUGAUUACUUGUCCGGGAUACUGCGACCGGGCAGACGAUUGCUGAACGUGAAAUUGAGGCGCCAUGCGGAUGGAUGGCACCGGGAUAUCCAGGAUGGUCGGUAUCAUCAUCCCCGCUACCCCUUGCAUAUGCUAAUCAUGGCCACACGUUUAGACCUGGCAUCAACGGGCCGGUUUCGCGUCCUGACGCUCACGUCCGAUGAUCUUCUCAACGCCCAAAGCGCGUCUGCUCGAUCAUUGCAGGAUGUGUCUGCAUUGCUGGGAACUUUCCCAGCGGGGGUCAUCGAGCAGAUUGUGGUGCACCCGCAGCUCCCGAAUGAUUUCGAAUGGGACGACCUUCCGGCGUGCGUGAAGGAGCAUGCGGAGAUGCGCUUCUACAACGGAAGCGAGCUGGAGGAUGCGUAUGGAAUCUACGGGGUGGACCCUCAUCAGGGAGCCAUGGUGGUUGUCCGGCCCGACGGGUAUGUUGGAAUAGUUGUGGCGCUGGGGGAGGUGGAUCGUGUUCGAGAGUACCUGCGUCGCUGUAUCCGAACGAAGUAG